Messenger RNA from Dothidotthia symphoricarpi CBS 119687, 513 nucleotides. RefSeq lists its product as uncharacterized. The record is from RefSeq and is a predicted model, not a curated record. Bases 1 to 513 code for a protein of 170 amino acids. The transcript has a single exon. Lineage: Eukaryota; Fungi; Ascomycota; Dothideomycetes; Pleosporales; Dothidotthiaceae.
AUGCAAAACACUGGUAUAUGUAUAUCAACUUCCACUUUCCCAGUAAUCCGCAUACGCACACGAACAAAGUACCCACCAUCUCCAAACACUACAAACAACAACAACCAACUUAACCCUAACCAGCCCAAAAUGCGCGUCCCCAUCCCCACGUCCCGCACCCCUCCCCAACCCACCACUCAACCGCACAGCCGCUCCCCACUCCCCAAAACAACCCUCCUCUUCAAGUGUCGCGCCCCCACCUGCGGAACCCUAAACAAAGUCCACAAGCCGCGCGACACGCCCCGCGCGCUACUGAAAAAGGACCUCGUAUGCGCGGAAUGCGGGUUGAAAGUGCUAUGGGGGCUGGGCAGUAACACUAACGGGGAGGCACACGGGGACAAGGAAGUAGUAGAGAGCGAGGAGGACAUGGCGAAGUUUCGGCUGCGGAUGGAGGGCGUGGCGAUGGAAGAGGAGCGGUUGGCGAGGAUGAUGAGGGAGGCUAGGGCGGGGGUUGAGGAGGUGGAAUAUGUUUGA